AUGGCCCACGCAAUGACCGACACGCACAAGCGCCCAAAAGGCAUCCUCAAAAACCCCAGCUCCAGCUCCAGCAGCAUCCCGCGCGUAACCACCGCCAACAUCGCCAUCUCCCCAACCGGCCCCACCGCUGCCGACCCCCUCGACACAAAGGAGCUCACCCUGCAAAACACGCUGCAAAACGCCGGCCGCCGGCGGUCCUCCUCGGGCGCCGUGAGCGGGCGCCGCCAGUCGCUCGCCAGCGCGCACGGCCAACACGACGAGAACUCGCCGCGGCUGAAAUGGGACGAGGCGAACCUGUACCUGACGGAGCAGGAGAAGACGGCCAAGAUGAAGAUCGACGAGCCCAAGACGCCGUAUGCGCCGCGGUACGACCCGGCCGAGGACGAGGAGGAGAUGCGGCUGGCCGAGGAGGCGGAGGAGAGUCUGAUUGAUGCGCAGGGGGUGGUGGUGGACGAGCUGGAUCGGUCGACCAAGGGGACUGGCGCGGCGAAGAAAGCGCUGGCGGAGGAGGAGAUUCCUGACUUGGAGCUGGGCGAGCCGGAGGAGGCGCUUGCGGGUGGUGCUGCUGGUGAAGCGGGGGAGAGGAUUGUGCGCGCGCGCAGUCUGAGCAAUGAGUCGGGGAAGGGGGAUCGACAUGUUGUUGUUGGGGAGGACGGCGGUGAUGCGGACCAUUUGUUGACGCCGGAGGAGGCGCGCGCAAAGCAUGAGCAGUUUGAGCGGCGGCGGCGGCAGCAUUAUGAGAUGCGGAAUAUUAAGGAGCUGCUUGCGCAUCCGGAGAACCUGGACGAGAUGGAUGAAGAUGAGGAUGAAGGCGAGGAGGAGACUCCUGCGGUGCCGCCACCGGUGCCGCAGAUUCCGCAGAAGUUCUUGAAUGGAGAACAGUAG
This is a messenger RNA of Aspergillus terreus NIH2624, 885 nucleotides long. Its product is annotated as PP1-complex regulatory subunit GLC8. The record is from RefSeq and is a predicted model, not a curated record. Lineage: Eukaryota; Fungi; Ascomycota; Eurotiomycetes; Eurotiales; Aspergillaceae. Gene Ontology annotation, molecular function: protein phosphatase inhibitor activity. The transcript is spliced from 3 exons. Gene Ontology annotation, biological process: regulation of signal transduction. Bases 1 to 885 code for a protein of 294 amino acids.